This is a messenger RNA of Dryobates pubescens (Downy woodpecker), 1275 nucleotides long. RefSeq names its product mediator complex subunit 8 (gene MED8). The coding region runs from base 24 to 830 and encodes 268 amino acids. Gene Ontology annotation, biological process: regulation of transcription by RNA polymerase II. Gene Ontology annotation, molecular function: RNA polymerase II cis-regulatory region sequence-specific DNA binding; transcription coregulator activity. The record is from RefSeq and is a predicted model, not a curated record. The transcript is spliced from 7 exons. NCBI's taxonomy places the organism in Eukaryota, Metazoa, Chordata, Aves, Piciformes, Picidae. Gene Ontology annotation, cellular component: core mediator complex; mediator complex.
UCCCGUGGCAACGGGCCGCCGCCAUGCAGAGAGAGGAGAAGCAGCUGGAGCUGACUCUGGAGGCUCUCAUCAGUCAAGUGGCUGACCUGAAGAACUCCUUGAUCAGUUUUAUCUACAAGCUGGAGAAUGAGUAUGAUCGGCUCACAUGGCCUUCAGUUCUGGACAGCUUUGCAUUGCUCUCAGGGCAGCUGAACACCUUGAAUAAAGUGCUAAAGCAUGAGAAGACCCCACUAUUGCGAAACCAGGUUAUCAUACCACUAGUGCUGUCGCCAGACCGCGAUGAGGAAAUCAUGCGGCAGACAGAGGGCCGUGUGCCAGUGUUCAGCCAUGAGGUUGUGCCUGACCAUCUUCGAACUAAGCCAGACCCUGAGGUGGAGGAGCAAGAGAAACAGCUGAUCACAGAUGCAGCUCGAAUUAGUCCUGAUGUUGCACAGAAACAGAUCCAAAGUCUGAACAAAAUGUGCUCAAAUCUGCUGGAGAAAAUCAGUAAGGAGGAGCGUGAAUCUGAAAGUGGAGGUUUACGACAGAACAAGCAAACGUUCAACCCUGCCGACACCAACGCACUGGUAGCAGCUGUGGCCUUCGGCAAGGGACUGUCAAACCGCAGGCCCCCUGGCUCUGGAGGAGCUGUCCAGUCAGGCCAGCCAGGAGCUGGUGCCAUCAUCACAGGUGCUUCGGGCAUGCAGCAGGUCCCAAUGUCGGGUGCACCAGCUCAGCAGCAGCCGAUGCUGGCCGGAGUGCAGAUGGCGCAAGCGGGACAGCCAGGAAAAAUGCCAAGUGGCAUAAAAACAAAUAUCAAAUCUGCUUCAAUGCAUCCAUAUCAGAGAUGAGCUGAGAUGAACCAGACCCAAGGGACGACGCUUACCAACAUUGUUCUUGCUGCAACCACACCACCUGGGAUUCCUUCUAGGUCUUCCAAGUCCCUUCAGAUAUCCAGGGAGCCAGGGGUUAUGAGGCCCUUCCUUGGGUUUUAUUUAGCACUGGGUGGCUUUGUGGAGCUUCUAGUGGCCGUGUCUCCUGGACACAACUACUUCUCUGUUUGAUCAGAGCAAAGAACUUUGCUUUUGGUAUUGAUCCCAUCUUCAGGUCUGGCCUGGUAGACAGCUACCCUUUCCUGAUACAGAACCUGAAGAGCUGUAUGGAAUACUCUGCUCCUUGUUUCUGCUUCUUCACUUGGGGUGUUCUUUCUUUACUCCAUCUUGUUGAAUAAAGACCUUGUUAUGCACUCAGCGAAACACUGGUGUCCAUCUCGCUGGUCCUAAGAGCUCAGGACUC